CUGAGGACUGAGGACUCAGCCUCACUGUUACAGCGUCUAUGUUUCCAAAUGUUCCUUUAUACCCCGUCUCUGUUAUGCAGAGGGGAGGCAACGUGCCUGUGGCCUGCAGGAAAGUGAGGACAGUCCACGCGAUAAUGACGUUCAACGUUCUCGUCUGUCUCCUGAUAGGCCUGCUGUGGAACCUCGGACCCGACAAACCUGGCCGCCAUGUGGUGCAGAUCCCGUCUGGGAGGUUUUGGCGCCCACAGGUCCUGAGCACGGCGUUCUGGAACAAGGAGCAGCAGCGCCUAGACUUCAUCCACAACCCUCUCUUCCUCUCAGAUGGCCAGCUGCCUGGUUGGCUGAACGACACCAGGCCACGCGACCCCUGUGAACCAGACCACAGGGUUCUCAAACAGAUCUCGGACUACAACUCCCUGCCCGGCCGAUUCCAGGAUUUCCUUUUGCACAUGCGCUGCAGGACGUAUCACAUGCUGAUAAAUCAGCCUCGCGUCUGUGAUGAAAAACCCUUCCUGUUGCUGGCGGUCAAGUCUCUGGUACCUCACUUUGACCGCCGGCAGGCUAUUCGUGAAACAUGGGGACGCCGCGGCGUCUUCGCCAAUCGGACAGUGGUCACGGUGUUUCUGCUCGGUCACGCCAUGUCUGUAGACCACUUCCCAGACCUGCUGGAGAUGCUGGUCCACGAGGCGGACCUUUACAAAGACCUCCUCCAGUGGGACUACAGGGACACCUUUUUCAACCUCACUCUAAAGGAGGUCCUCUUCCUGGAGUGGUUUAGUCAAAACUGUCCCCACGCAAAGUUCAUCCUCAAGGGAGAUGACGACGUCUUCGUCAACACCUAUCGGAUAAUUGAGCACCUUGAAGGCGUGUCAGAGACUAAGGCCAGAGAUUUCUUUAUAGGAGAUGUAAUCAGUAACGCUGGCCCACACCGGGACAGGAAACUCAAGUACUUUAUCCCUGAGAGUGUGUUUGUGGGGCAGUACCCGCCGUACGCCGGCGGCGGUGGAUACCUGUACUCUGGCCAUUUAGCGCUACGCCUUUACAACGUUUGCCGCCAGGUAGCCUUGUAUCCCAUCGAUGACGUGUACACGGGAAUGUGUCUGAUGAAGCUGGGUCUGGUUCCAGAGAAGCACGAUGGCUUCAGGACAUUUGACAUCGACGAGAAGUACCGGUCAAACACGUGCGUCUACAGGAGACUGAUGUUGGUUCACAGCCGGACACUGCGGGAGAUUCUGAGGAUUUGGUCGUGGAUUGUUCAUCCUGAGCUGGUGUGUCAGUGAAGUCAGCGUCAUUGAAAAGCACCUUAAAGUGGUGUGGGUCUUUUAGGUGUGGUCAUAUGAGGCACUGACACAAAGUUUGGCAGUGUGAGCGCCUCCAGUUUGAGUCACGGAUGCUCACUUUCCCGGAAAACAAGGAAAAAACUGAUUUCAACCAUUUACAAAGUAAUAAAAAUCUACUACAA
Solea senegalensis (Senegalese sole) is the source of this 1462-nucleotide messenger RNA. Its product is annotated as N-acetyllactosaminide beta-1,3-N-acetylglucosaminyltransferase 2-like. Bases 39 to 1280 code for a protein of 413 amino acids. Gene Ontology annotation, cellular component: membrane. The transcript has 2 exons. The record is from RefSeq and is a predicted model, not a curated record. Gene Ontology annotation, molecular function: hexosyltransferase activity. Lineage: Eukaryota; Metazoa; Chordata; Actinopteri; Pleuronectiformes; Soleidae.